Rotaria sp. Silwood1 is the source of this 1778-nucleotide messenger RNA. Lineage: Eukaryota; Metazoa; Rotifera; Eurotatoria; Philodinida; Philodinidae. The record is from the annotation of a GenBank genome assembly.
AUGCCACAUAUUGUUAGCAUCUCAGCCAAAACAUUAGAACUAAUUCGAUGGACAAAAGAAGAAAGCGGUUCAUGUCAAUUUAAAUUACUAUCGUCGUGCCGUGAAACACCAGCAAUCCAAAAAAAUUGGCAGAAGACAUGCUUAUUCGAGAUAAUUACAGACGCAAACUUGACGUUAUGUCGCAUUGAACUUGAACCGGAACCAAUAUUUAUACAACGAAUUGGCCAACAAUGGGCAAUAUCGACAAUAAAUGAAACAAAGUGUCACCGGGUCCCACAAUUAGAGCACGAACAACAUGCUAUAACAACGAACAAUGAAAUAACCAUUCCUCCAAUCUCAUUGAUCACCAUCGAUAAAUCAACAACAUGGAGCUGUGAUCACUUCCUUUUACCAAGUAUAACAAAUGGCACGGAUAAACGGAUUACAAUCAUUGAUGACAGAAAAUUAAAUUACGAUGAUUCGAACUUAAUCAAUCUACACCAAACAAUGAACAAUAAUACACGAUGGGAAAAAAUCCCGUACAUUCCGGGAGAUAUAAAGAAUAUGUUCGAAUAUAUGAUAGCAACAACAACAACACCAACACCAACGCCGAUACAAUCAACAACAUCAUUCUAUCAACAUGGAUUAUCAAUAGCUAUAGGUAUAGUAGGUGUAACAACUAUCACCUCAAUAGUUCUAUACCUGAAGCUACGAGGCAAAGUGAGCAAGGCAUCAACAACUAAGAUAAUUACGAUGCCACCAAUAUGAACGAUUGUCAAAAUAACUUCAACAACACCAACUACUGAGAAGAAAACGUCGAUCGCCGAGACUUGUAAAUAUAUAACCGAGCUAGGCUCGAAGAUAGUCAUGUAUGUAACGUGUGAAUAAAUUGCAUGUAAAAAAAAAAAAAAAAGUUGCUAUUAAUAGUGUGCUGUCCCACUGAUUACUGGCGUUUUCACAUUGUCUAUCUCUUCUAUAUCUAUUUUUGUUUUUUUUGUGUUCUGGUGUUUAUCAUAUCCCUUUGAUGUUCUUCUUUUUCUCUUCUUCGGGUGUGUGUACGUAGACCUAAACAGCGCCACGAAGAAGACCUUCGUUAAACAAAUUGCGUCCUUAUGUAUCCCUCAAACAGACGCCCAGGAGUGCGUCUUGGCAAAAUGGGGGGGGUGUGCCGAGAUAGGCACUUGUUCUAUCUUAGUGAACAACUGUGUGCAUAAUUAUCCCUGUAUGUAUAUCUUGUCUCUCCCGUGUGUUCUCUCUCUCUUUCUUUUCUCUCUCUGUGUCUCUUUAUUUCUCUCGCUGCUUCUCUUCAUUCCGCCACGGUUGAUUGACUCGCGUGGAAAGGAAAGAGAAAUAUAAAAGGAAUGGAUAGAUUGAAAUAAAGACAGUUGAAUACACGAUAUCAUAUCUUAUCGUUACAUUUAGGCUUUCAAACGAUCUAAAAACUUUCGAACUUGGAUUUACAGAGUCUUUAAAAAUAACGUUUUUUAUGACUUAAGUAAAACUAAACAAAAUUAGCUAUAGUAAUUGAUUUACCCCAAUAGAUAAGCAUAAUGAUUGAUUUACCCCAAACAGGAGUAAAUCAAAGAUUGAAGAGGUGGUCUUCUGAAAACCGGCGUAGAUCCGCUCCUAAAAAGUAUUUUGAAAAACUAAAAACAUAGUCUUAUAGAGCUUUUUCUGCUCUACAUAGUUGGUAGCGAAAAUUCUUUUAUCCGAUGAAAAAUAGAAAAGUUAUAAGAGAAAAAAGAAGACACCACUGAAAACCUAAUUGAUUUACCCCACCUUACUCUGUAAUUAAAGAG